AUGGUUAAAAGAAAGUUGGGGGCCUUGGAAAAGGUUGAGGCUGACUUGCCCAAUCUACAGCACAAAAUUCGCCGGGAUCCCAAGUCCUACAUCGAGGAUUUCCGCGCCCAGCACUACCAAUAUGAGUCGCAUCGUGAAAUUUUCAUGUCCGCGCCCACGUCGGCCACUGAUACCGGUAUUAUCUCUCUGCGAGAUUUAAUUGAUUUCAUUACCCAUGUCGCCGAUUGUUAUCCCGAGAUUCUCAAGGACUUCCCUCAGCAACUGAUUGAUAUGCUCAUGCAACACCAUUUGGUGCUGGAAACGGAGCUGAGGGAAAAAUUGGUUGGAAGUAUUGUUCUUCUCCGAAAGAAGGAUUGCUUGGACUCGUCAACGCUGCUCCACACCUUGUUCCCGAUUCUCAUCUCUACUCCCAGCAAGUCUCUACGUGCCCUGUUGUUCCAGAAAAUCCUUUCUGAACUGCGCACAUCCAACUCGAAAACUGCCAAUCACAAGUUGAAUCGUACCAUGCAGACCGUUCUCUUCAACUUAGUCACAUCAGACCGCACAUCCUCCAAGGCUCUCUGGGCGAUCAAAUUGACCCGAGAGCUAUGGAAACGUCAGAUUUGGACGGACUCCAAGACUGUUGAGAUUAUGAAGGAAGCUAGCUUGUCAGAGAAUGAGAAGGUCAUCGUUGGUGGAGUGCGCUUCUUCCUCGGCGGAGAUAAGGAGCGUGAGGAGAUGGAAGAUGAGAGCAGUGAUGAGGAAGUUGAUGUUGCUCGCAUCAGGCACCAGCUUGGUAUUAACAAGAAGACCAAGAAGAAGGCCCGUGUCGCCCAUAAGGCCAUGACCGCUCACAAGAAGAAGGAGAAGAAGAAGAACCAGCCUCAUCCCCUCAACUUUUCGGCGCUUCAUCUGCUGCAUGAUCCUCAGGGCUUUGCGGAAAACCUGUUUGCCAAGCACCUGCAAAAUGGCCGGUCUAAGCUCAAGCUGGAACAGAAGCUCCUUGUUCUGCAGCUAGUCUCGCGACUGGUCGGCUUGCACAAGUUGCACAUUAUGUCACUUUACUCCUACUUCCAGAAAUUCCUUACCCCCCGUCAGCCCUCGGUCACUUCUUUCUUGGCGUCAUUGGCCCAGGCAUCUCACGACCUUGUGCCCCCGGAUGUUCUUGAGCCUCUUAUCCAGAAGAUCGCCAACGAGUUCGUCUCCGAGGCGUCUGCUGGAGAGGUCGCUACGGCUGGUCUUAAUGCUAUUCGAGAGAUCUGUGUUCGUCAACCUCUGGCGAUGAACGAGACCUUGCUUCAGGAUCUUGUCAUGUACAAGAAGAGUAAGGACAAGGGUGUGAUGAUGGCCUCGAAGGGUUUGUUGAGUCUCUUCCGUGAUGUUGGCGCGGGCAUGCUCAAGAAACGCGACCGUGGUAAGGAGGCUGCCAUGGGUCUUCGUUCCGGCGAUAAGGAACAGAGACGUUUCGGUCAGGAAGAAACUGGAGGAAUCGAGGGUCUUGAGCUUCUGGAGAAGUGGAAGGAAGAGGAGCGCCGCAAGAAGCGACUUGAGAAGGGCCUCGCAUCUGAUGCCGAAGAUGACGAUGAAGAGGAUGAAGACAACUGGGACGCCUGGAACGUCGAGGAUGACGAUGAUAGCAGUGUUGAUGGAGAGUGGAUCAAUGUCGAGAGUGACGGUGAAAUCGACAUCAGUGAUUCGGAAGAUGAGGGCAAGGAUCGUCCCUCCAAGAAGGCCAAGCAGGAUGCUGAAAAGGCCGAGGAGAAGACCGAAGAGCCUAAAAAGGAAGAUGCCCAGUCAGCCUUCUCUAAGCUGGCAACCACUCGCAUCCUCACUCCCGCUGAUCUGGCCAAGCUUGCCGAGCUUCGAGCUCAGGCGUCCUUGGAGGCUGCUGUCUCUGGCAACAAGCGCCGUCCCCAGCUUCCUCAAUCGCGCCAUAACGAUGACCCCUUGACAGCCGAAGAGAUCGAGGGUCUCGCAGCUCUGUCCGCCGCCAAGCUCACUCGCGAGGAGAAGAUUGCCCACGCCAGGGAGGGCAAGACUGAUCGGGCCGACCACAAGAGCAAGGAAGCCAAGAGGAGAGAACGCAAGGAGGAGCUCGGAAAGAGUACCACCAACAAGGAGAAGGCUCGCAAGAAGAACUUCCUCAUGACCUUGGGUAAAGCCAGAAGCAAGAACAAGCGCAGUCUGGUUGAGACUCGUGCUGUGUUGAAGGCUCACCAUGACCGCAAGAAGCGUGGUGGAAAGAGAGGAAAUAUUGGUAAUUAA
Messenger RNA from Penicillium odoratum, 2244 nucleotides. RefSeq names its product SDA1 family protein. Gene Ontology annotation, biological process: ribosomal large subunit biogenesis; ribosomal large subunit export from nucleus. Bases 1 to 2244 code for a protein of 747 amino acids. Gene Ontology annotation, cellular component: nucleolus. The record is from RefSeq and is a predicted model, not a curated record. NCBI's taxonomy places the organism in Eukaryota, Fungi, Ascomycota, Eurotiomycetes, Eurotiales, Aspergillaceae. The transcript has 4 exons.